UAUUUAGCUAGCCAUGUUAGCUUGUUAGCCGGGAUGACACCCAAAGGAAUGGCGAGCCUCUGAGCAGUUUCUGCGAAGAUCUCACCGAUACACACCAUAGCAUCAUCGUUAAAAGGACUUUUACAGCUCUCUAGAAAAUACGCAGCGGAUGGCCCGGACAGCACUUGUCGUUGGACCUACAUAGAUAAGGGGACGCCAAUCUGAACCUCUGAAUGAGUAAUGAACCUAAACCCCUUCUGGAGCAUGUCUGCCAAUACAAGUCGUAAGCAGAGAGCUGACAGUGAGGAAAAGGGUGGGCACGGGGAACAGAGAGCCAGCCCAGCCCGGCUGCCCUUUGGCAAAAAGCAGCUUCCACCCAUUCCUAAGAAUGCAACCCCCAUUACCAAGCCUGCAUCAACUGGCACCCCAGUCCAGUCAGCAAAUGGCACACAUGCCUCCUAUGGCCCCUUUUAUUUGGAGUACUCCCUGCUGGCUGAGUUCACACUGGUGAUUAAGCAGAAACUCCCUGGAAUUUAUGUCCAGCCAUCCUACAAAUCAGCACUAAUGUGGUUUGGGGUCAUAUUCAUCAGACAUGGCCUGUACCAGGAUGGAGUCUUCAAAUUCACUGUGUAUAUUCCUGAUAACUAUCCAGAUGGAGAGUGUCCUAAACUAGUAUUUGACAUCCCAGUCUUCCAUCCCCUUGUUGACCCUGUGUCUGGAGAGCUUGAUGUCAGAAGAGCUUUCACUAAAUGGAGACGGAAUCACAACCAUAUCUGGCAAGUCUUGAUGUACGCACGUACAAUUUUCUACAAGAUCAAUACCACGGAACCACUGAACCCAGAGGCGGCUGUGCUAUAUGAAAAGGACGUUCAGUUAUUCAAAAGUAAGGUGGUGGAUAGUGUGAAACUAUGCAACAGUCAUCUUUUUGACCAACCCAAGAUAGAGGAUCCCUACGCAAUAAGUUUUUCCCCCUGGAACCCAGCUGUUCAUGAGGAAGCAAAGGAGCGAAUGUUCACAAGCAAAAGACGGCCUGAGGAUCACCACAAGGGAACGCAAGUGUCAGGGCUGUCUUGGGUGAAGCCUGGGUCGACACAGCCCUUCAGCAAAGACGACAGUCCUCCACAGAGCUGAACCUGCGCUGUCUCUGCAGCAGCCACUAGAGGGAGGCAUGUGCAUCAGAUGCCACGCCACUGGCUUGCCUCAGCUGUUUAUGUGAACUGGAUCCUUGAAACAGUUGGGAGAACUUUAUGUUAAAUCUCCACGUUAUUGCUCAGCUUUAAAAGCUUUGUAGGCAUCUCCUCAAACAGCUUUAGAAUAAGGAAACCAAGUUUGUAUUAUAUGUAAAUCGACGAUGACAAAUGGAUGUCUCAGCAACAUCAUUUAGGCUGUGAUGCAAUCAAAGAGCUUUCUCAUUUAGAUUUUCAGAUCCAUGCACAUGUUGGGCUCGGUGAUACAACAUACUGUCCCAAAAGGAGCUGAAAAGAAUGAGUAAAGCAUUCAUGUGGUAAGUAUAGGGGACAAAAUGAUCUCGACCACUUGUUGAAAUUGGCUCAGGACUGUUUAUUUGUCAGACUUGGAAUGUUGUCAGUCACAGCUGUGUGAAUGAAACCUCCUAAACGCCACCCCUCCCAUUACGCAAUUAGAUUGACAUGAUUUGUUUUAUGUUUCUUAUUGGACAAUGAUUUCUUUUUAAUCCCACUGAGUAAACUAUUGUCUUAGUUUCUAAUAUAAAUAUAUGAAUAUAUAUAUAAAGCAGAGCAGGCAGGUAUGGUUUUAAAUGAGAUCUAAAUAAGGAAGCUCAUUUAUUUUAUUUUGUCUGAUUUUUAAAUCAUUUUGAAUGUUUUAUGUACCUUUUGGCUGUCAGUUAUUAAAGGUUUGAUGUGUAAAUAAUGGAUGCUGUGCUAAGCUUUGACUUUUAUAGACCUGUCUACAUUGAAGGUGGAUUUAUUAAGUGGAUUCUUUGGUUGUCUUUGCAAAUGUUUCUUCAGCUUCCUCACAGCUCUGGUCAUCCCAGAUCAAAUAAGUUACUGCAGGAUUCCCACAUAAGUCUGAGGGAAAAUCAGAGAUGUAUUUUGGUAAGGUUUGGUUAUUAAUUAGGUUCUCAGCUGCACAAAAUCGAUUUUUGUCCAGCUGCAAGAACAUAUCGUUUCUGUUGUGCCAGACAAAUGUCAUGUUGUAUCUAAUGUCCUCGUCUCUUGAGGGCUCUGGCUUGAUUGUUAAUAAUAUUGCCCAGCAACUUUCAAUAUGCAGAUAUUGUCUAAGUAUGUGUGGGAAAAGGAUGGACAUUUUAAUAUGUGUGCGAACCCCAGAGGAAAAUCACUAUAGCCUAUUAGAAAAGCAGAUAUGGUGCUGAAACCUGUUAUAUCUAUUUAUAGCUGCUGUGAAAGGCAAGGACGUAACAAAAUCUCAGUGUACUUCACACACUGACAUUUGGGCUGCUGGCUUCCUCAAAUGUGUGAGUUUUAGUGUGUUCCAUAUGGACCCAUUCCUGCUCCAGUUUGUGAAAGACUUUACUGCAUAGAUGACAUAAGGUUUCAAUGCUUUUCUCUGAAUCAAUAAAAAUGAUCAAAAACUAAA
Molecule: messenger RNA, 2556 nt
Organism: Plectropomus leopardus (leopard coralgrouper)
Lineage: Eukaryota; Metazoa; Chordata; Actinopteri; Perciformes; Serranidae
Gene: aktip
Product: akt interacting protein
Source: RefSeq, a predicted model, not a curated record